AUGGACUGGGGUGACCGGGAAAUGAAGUUCGGAGACUUGGCGAUCACUCUGAUUUGGCUCCUCGGAGGUGAUCUCUUCUCGGAGAUGAAGAGGUCUAGAGAUGAAGUUUUCACGAGUUGUUCUCAACUCAAACGGCCUGUGGUGUCUGCCCGAGGGGAAGCGUCUGGGCAACCGCAGAUGACAAAUGGAGGUGCUCAGAAACUGACAACUAAUGAUGCCCUAGCAUAUCUUAAAGCUGUGAAGGAUAUAUUUCAAGAUAAGAGGGACAAGUAUGAUGACUUUUUGGAGGUUAUGAAAGAUUUCAAGGCUCAAAGAAUUGAUACUGCGGGUGUCAUUGCAAGAGUGAAGGAUUUGUUUAAAGGCCAUAGAGAUCUUAUAUUGGGAUUUAACACCUUCUUGCCUAAGGGCUAUGAAAUCACACUUGCAUCGGAGGAUGAACAACCUGCUCCAAAGAAACCUGUUGAAUUUGAAGAAGCUAUAAAUUUUGUGAACAAGAUAAAGACUCGUUUUCAAGGUGAUGAUCAUGUGUACAAAUCAUUUCUUGACAUAUUGAAUAUGUACAGAAAGGAAAACAAGUCUAUUACUGAGGUCUACCAGGAGGUUGCUGCUAUAUUCCAGGAUCACCCAGAUCUUCUUGAUGAGUUUACUCAUUUUCUUCCAGACGCAUCUGCAGCUGCCUCUACUCACUAUGCUUCUGCUCGAAAUUCUAUGCAUCGUGAUAGGAGCUCAAUUCCAACAAUACGGCCAAUGCAUGUUGAAAAGCGUGAAAAGACAAUGGUUUCACAUGGUGAUCGAGACCCCAGUGUUGAUCGUCCUGACCCAGAUCAUGACAGAGGUUUGUUAAGGAUAGAAAAGGAAAGGAGACGUGUAGAGAAGGAAAAGGAACGUAGAGAAGAUAGAGACAAGAGAGAACGUGAAAGGGAUGACAGAGAUUUUGAGCAUGACAGGGAGCGAUUUCCUCACAAACGGAAUCGUAAAGCUGAGGACUCUGGAGCUGAACCAUUGCUUGAUGCAGAUGAAAAUUUUGGUACGCGUCCUAUGUCAUCCACUUGUGAUGAUAAAAAUUCUCUGAAAAGUAUGUACAGUCAAGAAUUCGCUUUUUGCGAAAAAGUCAAAGAAAAAUUACGAAAUCCUGAUGACUACCAGGAAUUUUUGAAGUGCUUACAUAUUUACAGUAGGGAAAUAAUUACCCGACAAGAGCUGCAGUCAUUGGUAUGGUUUGCAUAUUAA
Molecule: messenger RNA, 1230 nt
Organism: Sphenostylis stenocarpa
Lineage: Eukaryota; Viridiplantae; Streptophyta; Magnoliopsida; Fabales; Fabaceae
Source: the annotation of a GenBank genome assembly